GGCGGCUCCCUGGUAAAAGAAGCCCUCGCCCGCAGCGUCGACCCGGACCCGCAAGCCCGCGUCCGCUGGGAACGCAAGAUCGCCAUCCGCCAGGUGAAAAACGGCACCGACGCCUACAGCCUCGAGCCGCGGCUCGCCCGCAUCGCGAGGACGGAGCGCAGCCUCCAUUCCAAGUCCCCCUGGCUGCCCACCUCUGUCAAGAAGCUUGUCCACCUGGCCAGGCAGAUCCAGGGGAAGAACGUGGAGGAUGCGCUGGUGCAGAUGAAGUUUUCCAAGAAGAAGAUGGCUGCCGAGGUGACCACCCAGCUCAAGAUGGCGCGCGAUUUGGCCAUUGCCGAGAGGGGGAUGGGUCUGGGACAGGGACAGGAGGGCAAGAUGGAGAUUCAGAGAAAGGACGGCAAGUGGAUGACGGUGGGGGAUCGGUCAAAGAUGUAUGUUGCCGAGGCGUGGGUCAACAAGGGCCCCGUGAGGGCCAAGAACCCGGAUUAUCGGGCCAGGGGGAGGAUGUUUUUGAAGGAGUCGCCUUCUACCAGUCUCAGUGUCGUUCUCAAGGAACACAAGACGCUCGUGCGGGAGCACCAGGAGAGGGAGCACAGGAGGAAAAAGCAAGGGCCUUGGGUUCACCUGCCUGACAGGCCGAUUACCGCCCAGAGGGCGCAUUACUCUUGGUAA
Messenger RNA from Podospora anserina S mat+, 672 nucleotides. RefSeq lists its product as uncharacterized. The transcript is spliced from 2 exons. Gene Ontology annotation, biological process: translation; ribosome assembly. Gene Ontology annotation, cellular component: ribosome; mitochondrial large ribosomal subunit. Gene Ontology annotation, molecular function: structural constituent of ribosome. The record is from RefSeq and is a predicted model, not a curated record. NCBI's taxonomy places the organism in Eukaryota, Fungi, Ascomycota, Sordariomycetes, Sordariales, Podosporaceae. The annotation marks the transcript as partial.